Messenger RNA from Lindgomyces ingoldianus, 576 nucleotides. RefSeq lists its product as uncharacterized. The record is from RefSeq and is a predicted model, not a curated record. The transcript has 2 exons. NCBI's taxonomy places the organism in Eukaryota, Fungi, Ascomycota, Dothideomycetes, Pleosporales, Lindgomycetaceae. Bases 1 to 576 code for a protein of 191 amino acids.
AUGUAUUCCUCCCAAAGUCAUGAGGACACGGAAGCGCCACUCAAUGGAAUGGAAAAUGGAGCUCAGAAAGGAUCGAAAGGCUUGGAUAGGGAAGGUGAGGGCAUUGUGAGGAACAUAUUAGUUGCCUACGAAACGGACGAGAAACGAGAAGCAUUACGCUACGCGAUAGCCCUGUUUGACACAGGUUGUCCGGAUAAUCUCAUAUCUCGAAGAGUAGCAGCUAUGCUAGGGUUUCAAUGUGAGACUCAGGAUACAAGAGAUAUCGACCUCGUCUCCGUCACCGGCGAGAGAUAUCUCUCCCUAGGAGUCUUGAAAGGCAGAUGGGCUUUCUCGAAUAAUAUAUCUGAAGUCGGCAACCCCCAUAUCCGGAAAACGUCGAAGUACAUGAAUGCCAUUUUCCAUGUCUCAAGCAACGAGAACGAUCCAUUCGACGUGAUCAUUGGGUUCAAUACCAUCAAAGACCAAAGACUACUCCUACUAGGAGAAAAGCUUCUGGCCGGUUUCCGUCGGGUCCAGAAGGCCAUCGAUGUUAAGUACUCGACAAAGAGUCGCGAAUGGGGACCAGGUCGACGCUAA